GCAUGAAGAAGAAAGCCCUGCACCGUUCCGUCAGCCAAAUCUGCCCCCCGCCUCUGCGACCCCUGACCGUGGGAGACCUGAGGCCCGGCAUGGAGAACCAGAGGCUCGGGCUAGUGCGGGACUCCAUGCUGAACAAUCCGCUCAUCCUCAAGCCAGAACUUGGGAAGACUCGAGAAAGAAGCAGCAGUCUGCCUGGAUGUAAUUUUUCCUAUGGAUUAUAUAUCCAUGGGUUGGAUGGAGGAGUCCCCGAAGCGAUCGGGCACUGGCACGCUAUGAAAUCCGCUCCACCCACCCAGGGUGAACUGCCCCGGAAUUAUAUCAGUAUGAACUGCAAGGCUGUCAACGCCGGCCUGGUGACGGCCCGAGAGCAGUACCUGUUCCGUCAUGUCAACGACAUCCGCUGCAGCAAAAAGGAUGAGAGGCAUUUCCAGAAGGAACCCCCGCCCGUCCCUCCAGAUGCAACCUAUGGCAUUCGGGCACGGCCCUCCACUCCCCUGUUUGAUAUUCUUCAGCACAAGUACCAGCACCUUUGGUUGGAGGAACAAAGAAAAGCUGCAAAAGUCCAGAACGUGGAGAAAAAGCCGAAGAUAAAGCUGGGGAAGGUGUAUGAGACACGGACCACCCUGCUGAGGAAGUAUCAACCCCCAUUGAAGCUGGACCCUCUCUGGCAUAUGCCACACUUCCAGAAGGUGGGCCGCCAUCUUGAUACAUUCCCAGAUGAGAAGUCUCGCCAGCGGGCGAUCAAAGCCCAUCGGGACCAGAUGCCAGGGCUCCAGGGCACUCUAUGCCUAGGCAACUUCACCACCAUCUAGGCAGUCAACUUUCCAAGAAAUCCUUAUAGCACAAUAGAAACUUCCUCCUUUAGGUUAGACCACUCCAGGCCUCACUAUCCUGUCCUUACACAGACACAAUGUCUGGGUCUCCUCGUGGAGGUUCUCUCUGGAUAAGGUCCUUAGAAAGGACUGUUUUCUUUGCUGCAAAUGUCUGUUGUUUUUAGUUUAGCGAGCAUCAGUCCUUGCAAUGCCCCCAUCCAAAUGACCAUCACUUCCCUCCCAUUAUUCAGUUUAGAGUGAUCUUCCCUUGGGCCUUUAGUCUCCCUUACCCCUGUUUUCCUCAAACUCACUUCUGAUGUGAUUCUCAUGAAGACGGGUGAAAGGGCAGGGACAGAAGAAAGAAUUUCCUUCCCAUCAGACCCUACAUCCCUGCCAGGCUGACAAAAAGCACAGAUGUGUUUCCUUGCAGAGACCAGCUCAUCAAUGCCGUGUUUGGAAAUUCCCUGCUUUCCGCCUAUAUUCCCCAUGCUAACUGCUAAGUCUGAUCCAUUUUGUGCGUAUUAUCUAUUCCUGUGAGCCAGCCAAAGGCAGUGACCCAUCUGAUUCCCCGAAUGCCGCACUCUGAGAAUGACAUAGAGCUGGCCCUCUCUCCCAAGCCAUUGCUAUUACCUAAACCAAUCACCUAAAGUCCUUGAAGAGUUCAAUAUCCACAUUGACAUUCCUAAACCACUGUACGGUCACCCACAUUGUCGAUAUUCAUAUCCACUCAUGAAAAGAGAAAUUUCUGAUGAGUGGGAGAGUCUGGAAGGCCGUCCACUGGGUGUUUAUUCUCUCCAUUUUCAUCACCCUCCUGCCACUGAAUGAAGGCAUCAACCCUGAGGGUUCUGUUCCUCUGGUGCAUCGGCCAGGCUGUUUAGGAGAUAGAGUUCACCCCUAGGUUUUAAUAA
Messenger RNA from Tachyglossus aculeatus (Australian echidna), 1720 nucleotides. RefSeq names its product cilia and flagella associated protein 77 (gene CFAP77). The record is from RefSeq and is a predicted model, not a curated record. The coding region runs from base 3 to 812 and encodes 269 amino acids. The transcript has 6 exons. NCBI's taxonomy places the organism in Eukaryota, Metazoa, Chordata, Mammalia, Monotremata, Tachyglossidae.